Messenger RNA from Aureobasidium subglaciale EXF-2481, 333 nucleotides. RefSeq lists its product as uncharacterized. The transcript has a single exon. The coding region runs from base 1 to 333 and encodes 110 amino acids. Lineage: Eukaryota; Fungi; Ascomycota; Dothideomycetes; Dothideales; Saccotheciaceae. The record is from RefSeq and is a predicted model, not a curated record.
AUGGCCGCUCUUCUUCUUACUUGCCUAGGUCUGACGAGCUCGAAACUUAGAGCGAAGCAGAGAGCGAAGAAGGAACGCAAGCAAGAGUACGAGGAGAACUUUGACGUGCUCAAGGAACAAAAUGCACACAGAGUCCGACAAUUAUCAAACCAAGGAUUGUAUCAAGGAUCAUUGGAUGGUAGAACUUUGUAUGGCGACGGUGUUACCGAUCACGGUCCUGAAAUGCAUCAAACCUCAAGAAGUAACUCCACCGUACACAUGACAGCACCUGCACCAGCACUUCCAAAAUACGACGAUAUUGUGGAAGAAACGGCGACAAGGCAUCCUGGAUGA